GCAGAACUGGGGAAGCCCCAGAGAAACUGCUACACCCUGCCAGGCAUUGAUUUUGCAUAUGGGUUGUACAUCGAGAGGACAGAUGGAGGAGUCCCUGAAGCAAUAGGCCACUGGAACACCGUAAAGCCCAGGACUCAUUUAGUUCAGAAGAUGCCCCGAGACUACAUCGCCAUGAACCGCAGUGCUCUGAAGGCUGGUUAUACCACAGCCCGUGAAUAUAAUUUGUACUACAAGGCCAAGGACAUUCGGCGCAAAGACGAUGAACACAGCCACUUCAAUAGGUGUCCUCCUAAACCACCUGCAGACAUGACUUUUGGCAUCAGAACACAGUCUUGCGCUCCCUUCUUUGACCUCCUUCACCACAGAUACCAGCAGCUGUGGAUGGAGCAGCAGAGAGCCCUGACAACAGCCGAGCGAGUGGAAAAGAGAAAGAAAGAGAAAGUACAUGAAACUCGCACCACAUUGCUGCGAAAAAACCCACUACCUCCAAAGGAGGAGUCCUUCUGGCACCUGCCCAGCUUGGAGAAGGUCAAGCCUCACCUCAGUACUCUCCCAGACCGUGAGGCUCGUAAAAAGGCGUUCAGUGCCACCCAUUGA
This is a messenger RNA of Nestor notabilis (Kea), 597 nucleotides long. RefSeq names its product chromosome unknown open reading frame, human C9orf171 (gene CFAP77). NCBI's taxonomy places the organism in Eukaryota, Metazoa, Chordata, Aves, Psittaciformes, Psittacidae. The annotation marks the transcript as partial. The transcript has 5 exons. The record is from RefSeq and is a predicted model, not a curated record.